CCCGGGGCCAGGAAGGGGAACGAGCCGCCGCCUGCCAGCCCCGCCAGAGGAGAAGCCCAACAACUUUUCUUUUGUGCGUGGCCGCUGGCUCCCCGGCCCUCCCCGGCUGCCAGCGCUCAUGGCGGAUUAAACCCCGUGCGCCCCCGGUCCGGGCAGUGACCUGGCAGCCUCGCAAAGAUGCCUCUUCACGGCGCGAGAGCUGCGGCUCUCCUCGCUUGGGUGAACAGCACAAAAGUUUGUGUCGAUCCCCUCGAUGAUCUAUCCCAGCUCCAGGACUGUGGCGUCUUCAUCAGGAUCAUCAACAAGAUCCACAGGAGCGAGGAGGGGGAGUCUGUGCUGGAGCAGCCGCUGCCGGAGAGGAUCUCCUUCAUCCGCGGCUUCCUGCAGAAGCACUGCAAGCACAAAUCAGCUGCGGAGAACCUGUUCUCGGCACAGAAGCUGCUGGAGGGAGAGGAGCUGGCGUUGGCCAAGGUGGCCGUGCUGCUUCUGUAUCACACCUCCAUGAGCUGCAAGAACCCUGGGGACUGGAAUGAGUUUGACUACAAGACCCAGGUUGAGCUGGCAUCGAUCCUCAAAUUUGUGCUGGACAACGAGGAGAGCCUGAAUGAGAAUCUGGAGACGUUUCUGCAGAGGAAAGCGCCGCUGUCCUCGUCCAGCAGCAGCUCCGAGGAGCACUCCCUGCUGCUCUCCCUCCCGCAGAAGCGAGAGGUGCGUUUCCUGGAGCUGCAGAAGAUUGCCUCCUCCUCCGGCGCCAACAACAUGCUCCCCGGCCCUCCGUCCUCACCCAUGGGGGACGUCAUGCAGACCCCCCAGUUCCAGCUGCGACGGCUGAAGAAGCAGCUGGCUGUUGAGAGAGAGAACCGGGACGAGCUGGAGGUGGAGCUGGCAGAGAAUCGCAAACUCAUCACGGAGAAGGAGGCUCAGAUCACCAUGAUGCAGCAGCGGAUCGACCGCUUGGCUCUGCUCAACGAGAAGCAAGCUGCAGACCAGCUGGAGCCCAAGGAAAUGGAGGAGCUCAGGGAGAAGAACGAGAGCCUGAUGGUGCGCUUGCACGAGGCCCUCAAGCAGUGCCAGGACCUGAAGACUGAGAAAGGUCAGAUGGACCGAAAAAUCAAUCAGCUCUCCGAGGAGAACGGGGAUCUUUCCUUCAAGUUGCGGGAGAUCGCCAGCCACUUGGUCCAGCUGCAGGAAGCCCUGAACGAGCUCUCAGAGGAGCACAACGCGGCCCUGGCGCAGUCGCAGGAAAAGCAGGGGCAGCUGGAGAGCGAGCUGCGUGCUGCCCUGCAGGAGAAGAAAUGCUCGGAAGAGAAGAUUGAGAUUCUCCAGGGGAAGAUCUCUCUGCUGGAGGAUCAGCUGGCCAAGCUGGGGGACUGCAGUGCUCAGGAGAAGGGAGAGGUCAUGGGGGACAUCCUGAAGCUGGAAGAGCUGAAGCAGGAGGUGUCCAGCCUCACCGCUAAAGGGGCCGAGCUCCAGGCCACCGUCCUGCGGCUGGAGGAGGAGAAGCAGCUGCGGGAGUCAGCCCUGCAGUCCGAACGCGGCCGCUUUGAGGAGGAGAAGCAGCAGCUGGGCGGCCUCGUCGCCAACCUCCAGAGCUCCCUCUCCGAGAGCCACCGGGCCAGGGAGAGGCUGGAGCAGGACCUGCGGGCACGGGAGGCUGAGGCCGGGCGGCUGGCUGCCCUCGAUGCCCAACACGAGAAGACCCUCCGGGAGAGGGACUCUGCCCUGCAGCAGCUCCAGCACCUGCGGGAGGCCAACGCGUCCCUGAGCAGCCAGCUGCAGGCCAUGGCGCAGGCCCAGGACGCCAGCCAGGCCGCCUCAGCGGAGGAGAAGGCCGAGCUGAGCCGCAAGGUCAGCGAGCUGGAAGCCAGGAUCCUGGAGCUCGGUGCCCAGCGGCAGCAGGGAGUGGCAGAGGGGCUGAAAGCCCAGCUGCGGGAGCUGGAGGGCAGGCUGAAGGAGAGCCAGCAGAGGCUGGCCGAGAGGGAGAGGCUGGCCCGGGAGAACACCCGUCUGCAGGAGAGGCUGCUCUUCCUGGAGGAAUCUCUGCGGAACACCGAGGGCAUCCUGGAGGAUGAGAAGAGGCGGGCGGCUGAGAGCCUGGAGGGCAGCCUGGCCAGGAUUGCUGAGCUGGAGGCGGAGAGGCAGCAGCUGGUGCAGGGCCGGGAGCCAGGUCUGCAGGAGCGGGGCGAGGAGCCGGCCAAGUGCCGGACGCUGGAGGAGAGCCGGGAGAAGGCGAUGGGAGCCUCCCUCGCUGCCCGAGGGGAGGACGGAGAGCACGGGCGGCUGGAGGAGGAGAUGCGGGUGCUGAGCCGGGAGCAUGGCCGGGCCUGCCAGCAGCUGCAGGCCGAGCAGGAGAAGGCGGCCGCGCUGGAGGCCCGGAUAGGGCGCCUGGCCGCUGAGCACCAGGAGAGGCUGGCCGCUCUCCAGGCCGACCUGUCUGGCGCCCGGGCGUGGGCGAAGGAGAAGGAGGGCGAGGAGCAGAAGCUGAAGGCCGAGGUCUCUUCCCUGCGGGAACAGAUGGCCGUCGCGGAGCAAGCUGCGGCCCAGCGCGCGGCCGGGCUGGAGGCGGAUGCACGGAGAGCUGCCGAGGCGCUGGAGGGGGUCUCCCAGCAGCUCUCCCAGGAGAAGCUCAAAUCCAAGGAGCUGGAAGCCGCCGUGGAGCGGCUGCGGAGCACGGAGGCCGAGCUCUCCAGGGCAGCCGCUGUCGGCAGGCAGCGGGAGCUGGAGGUGGAGGUGGAGGUGGAGAAGCUGUCCGGGGAGGUGACCCUGCUGGGCUCCAGGUUGGAGGAGACGCUGCGGGAGCACCGGCGGGACCUGGUGCACUGGGAGGAGGAAGCCGAACGCCUGCGGCAGGAGACGGAACGGGCCAAAGCGGACUGCGCCGCCGAGCGAGCCCGCAAGGCAGAGCUGGAGGCGCAGCUGCAGAACUCCCUCAACGAGCAGAGGGUGGAGCGGUCGGUGCACCGGGAGGAGCUGGCCCGGUCCCGGGGGCUGGUGGAGGAGAAGGAGGGGGAGCUGGAGGAGCUCCGUCGGAAAAACGUCUCGCAGGGUGAGGAGCUGAGGGACCUGCAGAAGACGGUCAGCAAGCUGAAAGGAGAGCUCGCCUCAGCGGAGGCGGCCAAGGAGCGGGUGCCCAAGGUGGACAACGAGCUGCAGGGCUCCUCGGAGGCCGCCCGGAGCAGGGACGCAGAGGGGGACAGCGGCAAGGCUACCUGCUCGAAGGAGAUGUUCCUCAAAAGCUCGGAGGAGAAGAGCCGUCACAGGGAGCAGGAAUCCAGCUCGAGUCGAGACCUUUACCAGGAGAAGCUGAAGGAGACCCAGGCGCUUCGUUUGCAAGUGGAGGAGCUGGAGCAGCAGUGCAGGGAGCAGCAGGAGGCUAUGGCCGCCCUCGAGCGAGCGGCGACCGAGGCGGCGAGAGCGGAGCAAGCGGAGCUUGAGGCCUCGAGGAGGGAAGCGGCCCAGCAGAAGGAGAAGGCGUCAGAGCUGCAGAAGCUGUUGGAGGCCUCGAGGUCGGCGCAGGCUCUGCACAACGGCACCGUGGAGGCCCUGCGGAAGGAGCUGCAGGAGAAGGGCAGGGAGCUGAUGCAGAGCAAAACCGCCAUCGCCGCCGCUGAGAAGGAGCUGGCGUCCCUCCGCUCCGCGGCGCAGGAGAAGGGCAGGUCAGAAGAGAGCUGGAAGGAGCAAGUGUCCCAGUGCGUCCAGGAAAUGGAAAGGAAGAACAGCCUGAUCGGCAGCCUGGAGCACGAGGUCUCCAUCCUCCAUCGGCAGGUGACGGAGAAGGAGGGGGAGAGCAAGGAGCUGAAGCGCCUGAUCGUCGCUGAGUCGGAGAAGAGCAAGAAGCUGGAGGAGAGGCUGCGGGUGCUGCAGACGGAGAUGGCCACCGCCGCCUCCCGGGCGGCCGAGAGGUGCUCGCUCAUGAAGGUGGAGGUGCAGCGGUGCCAGGAGGAGAUGGAGAAGCAGCGGUUGGCCAUCGAGGCCCUGAAGAGGGACCGCCAUUGCCAGAGCGAGCGGGAGGACGAGCUGCGCCAGGAGGUGAAGGUCUGCCAGGACAAGUGCCUCCAGAAGGAGCAGCUCCUCGCCACCCUGCAGCAGGAGCUCGGCAGCGCCCAGGCGCUCGCCGGGGAGCUGCCGGCGCUGAAACACCUUUGCCAGCAGCUGCAGGCUGAGCGCGCCUCCCUGGAGAGCCAGCAUCGCCAGGACCUGGAGCAGAGCGCGAAAGCCCUGGCCGCUCUGCGAACGGAGCUGGCGCGGGCCAAGCUGGAGGCAGCCGAGGUGCCCUCCCUGCGGGAGCGGUCGGCGGAGCAGGACCGGGCUGUCCAGCGGCUGCAGGCGGAGGCGGCGGAGCAGGCGGCGCGGCUGGCGGGGCUGCAGCAGGCCAACGCUCGGCUGGCCGAGGAGAACCGGGGGCUCGGCGAGAGCCGGAGCCGCGGGCAGCAGCGGCUCGAGACGGAGCUGGGCCAGGCCAGGGAGCGGCACGCGCGGGAGCUGGAGCGGCUGCGGUCGGCGUCGGAGGAGCUGGUGGCUGGCAGCCGGCAGGAGGUCGAGGAGGCGGCGCGGAAGCUGGAGGCGAUGAGUAACGAGUACGAGAGCAGCAAGGCGGCGGCGCUGGAGGAGAGGAGGAAGCUGCUGGAGGAGAGGCAGAGGCUGACGGCUCAGGUGGAGCAGCUAGAGGUAUUUCGGAAAGAACAAGCUAAGCAGGUAGAGGAGCUGAAUAAAAAGCUGGCCCAGCACGAGAAGGCCACCCGAACCCAGCAGCAGAAGGUUAAGGUGCUGGAAGGGGAGCUGCAGGCAGAGGCCACCCGACAGCAGGAGAAGGUGGCAGAGCUGCAGGCGCAGCUCACCCAGAAGGAGCAGGCGGCCGAGCACUACAAAGCCCAGAUGGAGAAGGCAAAAACUUACUAUGAUGCAAAGAAGCAGCAGAACCAAGACCUGGCAGAGAAGCUGAAGGCCAUGGAGCAGCUGCAGAAGGAGAACGUGGAGCUCCGGACUGAGUCAGAGAGGUUGGCCAAGGAGCUGCAGCAGAGCAUCCUGCAGGCCAAGGAGUCGGAGCUGAGCUGCAGGAACCUCACCAGCCAGGUCCACAGCCUGGAGGCUCAGGUGGAGUUUGCCAAUCGGCAGCUACAGGAGCUUGGCAAGUUCCAGGCGGUGACGGACACGCUGAAGGGCCAGGAGACUUUCCGCCAGAACAUCGCUGAUCUCAGCGCCGACAGCCUCGACCUCAGUCUCGACGAAGCGCAGCCGCUCAACUCCACCAGGAAGGCUGGCCGCUCGCAGUCAGAGGCCUCGGCGGUGCCGCCAGGCAGCGAGGAGUCACUGGCGUCCCGGCGGCUGCCCCGCAAGGUGGAGUCCCUGGAGAGCCUCUACUUCACCCCCAUCCCCAGCCGCACGCGGUCCCAGCUGGAGAGCAGCGCCGGCUCCCUGGGAGACCUCUCGCUCGACUCCGGGUGCAAGACCCGCUCGGCCCGGCGCCGCACCACCAUCAACAUCACCAUGACGAAAGUGAGCGGCGGGGGGAGCCCCCGGGCGUGGGGCAGCAAAGUCAAUGCCAAGACUGAGGAACCGGACAGUGCCAACGUCUCCUUCUGCAGCAUCCCGGCGGCUCAGCCUCCAAACGCCGACCCCGGCAAGGGCCGGCUGCGCUCGGCCGCCUCCACCCGCUCCCUCGCCAGCUUCCCCUCCCAGGAGUCCCUCGUCAAGCUGGAAACUUCCUCCCCGCAGGAGACCCCCAGCAAUUCGGCGCUGCUGGGCCUCCCUGGCUACCGCCCGGUCACUCGCAGCUCCCUGAGACGUUGGCAGGGCAGCGGCAGCAGCUCCAGCCUCGGCCGGAGCAGCAUCUACCUGGGCACGUGCCAGGACGAGCCGGAGCAGCUGGACGACUGGAACCGCAUUGCGGAGCUGCAGCAGCGCAAUCGAGCCUGCCCGCCCCACCUGAAGACCUGCUACCCCCUGGAGACCAGGCCCUCCAACUCCUUGGGGACCAUCACGGAUGAGGAGAUGAAGACGGGUGACCCGAAGGAGACGCUGCGGCGUGCCAGCAUGCAGCCCUCGCAGAUCGCUGCCGGCACGGCCACCCGGCGCAGCACCCUGGGCAUGGCCUGGGCCGGCGGCAUCACCACCCGGCAGCAAAGGAAGCGCCUCUCGGACGAGUCCCACCAGGGCCCCGACACCCCCGAGUCCAAGAAGCCGACCAGCUGCUUCCCACGUCCCCAGACCCCCCGGGAGCGCAGCGAGCGGCGCAGCUCCCAGGUCAGCCGGAGGAGCGAGCAACAGGCUCCCAGCAAGCAGGCCGAGAGGCGCCAGUCGAUGGCGUUCAGCAUCCUCAACACCCCAAAGAAGCUGGGGAACAGCCUGCUGCGCCGGGCGGCCGGCCGGAAAACCACCCCCAAGAACUCCCCCCAUGGCAGCGCCCGCCGCUCGCCCCGCAUCGCCACCGCCAAGUCCCCCAAGGGCAAGGCCAGUCGCCGAUCGCUCAAGGACACGAAAUUCUGAGGUUUCCCCGGCCGUGCUGCACCCUGCCCGGGGGGGGGAGCGUCCCCUGCCCCCCCCGCUGCCAGCUCUGCCCUGUGCCCCCUCGCCUCCCCCUGCCCGCCGGUGCUGAGGGUACGUCCCCAGGGCCCCGCAGCGCUGGGGGGGGGGGUAGAUGGGGCCACCCUCCCCUGUGCCAUUGCCCUGCACAUCCCACCCUCACGCCAAGGCCCCUGGGCUGUGGGGGGCGGCUCCGGCAGCCCCAGCACCCUUCCUGUUGCACCCAGCGUCACUCCUCUUCUGCACCCACCUGGAGCCCAGCGCAGGGCGGGGGGGGGGGUAUGUGCAGGGGGGGGGGCAUGUGCGGGGGGGGGGGGGCCCGAGGGGGCUGCCUGUGGCUGGAAACACCCGUGGGUGCAGGCAGCAGGGGUUGGCCUCGGCGUUUGUGUGCAGCGCCGGCCCUUGCUGCAUGGUUAUGCCGGGCUGGGGCCAGGGGCUGAGCCCCCCCGGGGGAUCCUGCAGCCCCAGGGCUGGGACGGGGGGGGGGGGGGAUGGAGCGUCCCCAGGGCCCCCAGCCUGCACCCCGUGUUCGGGAGCCCCUGGGGCUGCGGACAGCCAGGCCGGGCGGUGACACCCCUCACCAGCAGUCACAGCCCCAAGGCGCAACCGCAGCUCCCCACUGCCUGCCACUCCCUUCCUGCUGCUCCCCGGGGAGGGGGGGGGGGACAGUGGCAUUUUUAAAGUGUUUCUACUUGUAAAUAAAUUGUAUUUUUCUCCUGC
Grus americana (Whooping crane) is the source of this 7242-nucleotide messenger RNA. RefSeq names its product nuclear mitotic apparatus protein 1 (gene NUMA1). Bases 178 to 6486 code for a protein of 2102 amino acids. The record is from RefSeq and is a predicted model, not a curated record. Lineage: Eukaryota; Metazoa; Chordata; Aves; Gruiformes; Gruidae. The transcript has 26 exons. Gene Ontology annotation, molecular function: microtubule binding. Gene Ontology annotation, cellular component: spindle pole; spindle microtubule; centrosome. Gene Ontology annotation, biological process: establishment of mitotic spindle orientation.